Messenger RNA from Oikopleura dioica, 1632 nucleotides. NCBI's taxonomy places the organism in Eukaryota, Metazoa, Chordata, Appendicularia, Copelata, Oikopleuridae. The record is from the annotation of a GenBank genome assembly.
AUGGAUAAAAUACUCCAUUCAAAAUCGGACAAGACAGUCGUUCAACAAGUCCGAGAGCUGCCAGAUCUUACGACAAACAUCUCCGAAGCCAAAGAAAAUGAAAUCAUGAGGAAAAGGCGUCCCCUGAAGCUAACCAUCGCUAAUUUAUCCGCGAAAGAUACGCUUUCAGUGAAAAAUGAAUGGUUUAAAACUGGAAAGUUUUUCAAUCAUCCAGUCGAUACAAUUGCGCCAGGACAAAAGCUAACAUUUUAUUGCGUCAAUACUGAUGGCUUUCAUUUGGCUGGUUUGAGCGGUGGAGUGGCGGUUGAAGUCAAAUCGAAGGAGAGAAAGAAUUUCUUUGAUUCACCUCUAUCUGAGCCAAAAGACCAGAAACGGCGUGACGAGUACCUAAUCUGUACCUUCUUCAACCCUCUCGUUGGCUGCAUCAAGUCCUCCAUGUUUCUAUCAACAGAAAGCGGGGAUGAUCAAAUUCAAGCUCUGUGGGAACCAAUGAUGGAAUGUGCUGUCGUCAAGGAAUCUUUCUACGGCAGUUAUCGAGAAUCCGACAAACACAUAAUUUUCGUCUGGAAAGAUUCAAAUAUCAACUGGAGCGCGCACGUAUCUUCAAUUGCACCCGAAGCACCUCCCGAAGAUGUACUGAAGCGGGAAUCGAAAACGAUUUCAGUAUUCACCAACAACACAUGCUUGAUGCCCGAAGGACUGUCAAGAGUCAAUAAUCUACCUUACACUUUAGAACGGGCGACGCAAAUUGGUGACAUUCUUCUAAACCCCAGUGGCAAGCGCCACGACGAAAUCAUAAACGAAGACAUUCCCGACGACCUGGACGUAAUCUGCUUGCAAGAAGUCUUCAACGAAGACGCGUGGAAGAUUCUCAACGAUAAACUCCGCUCAAAAUAUCCUUAUAUUCUGUUUGAUGCGCACAGAGUGCGCGUUACCAAUUUCAAGUUCUCAAUGGUGAACUCGGGACUAUACAUUGCCUCCAAGUAUCCUAUCGUUCAGUCAAAAUUCUAUCCGUUCAAAAAUUCAUAUGCCGAAGAUGCCUUAUCUGGAAAAGGCCUUUUAUGCGCCGAGAUCCGGAUCGGCGAGAAAACAAGCAUAAUCAUCGCCAAUACCCACAUGCAAGCUCCAACAGCCUCUUUUGUCAAAUCGAGUGCGACUCGCACCGAACAGUACAAAGAAAUGGAAGACUACAUGUCCGAGUUUGGCGAUAUGGCUGAGCUCGAAGUUCAAGCCGAAAUCAUUACUGGCGAUUUCAACACUGAUCCGCGCUCGCCCAUCGAUGAUGCUUGCCUCAAAAGCCAAAUCUUUGAGGACUUCCGAGAUCCACUGGCUCAUUGCGAGCUUGGCUCAUGUCUAAAAGUCGUUGCAUCCCGCCUUGAAGAAGUCCAAACGCCAUCUGGGCUCAAGCAAGUCCUCUUAGAUAAAGAUCCAAAAUUCAUCUGGUCGAGUUCGAAGCUCAACAAAGACACAGGAGAAGUAGAAUCACUUGACAACGGAUGCACCCGAUUCGACUACAUCCUGAUCCUUCCCCACACACCCAAGCCAAUUUCUGUCACUGCUCAGUUCCACACGAAACUCGCGGGGCUCACUGAUCACGUACCUAUUUCCGCGGUUUUAAGUCUUCAAAGCUAA